Messenger RNA from Aspergillus wentii DTO 134E9, 2181 nucleotides. RefSeq lists its product as uncharacterized. The record is from RefSeq and is a predicted model, not a curated record. The transcript is spliced from 2 exons. Gene Ontology annotation, molecular function: protein binding. NCBI's taxonomy places the organism in Eukaryota, Fungi, Ascomycota, Eurotiomycetes, Eurotiales, Aspergillaceae. The coding region runs from base 1 to 2181 and encodes 726 amino acids.
AUGUAUUCUACGGGAAAUGUGCACGAUGUGACAAGUGAAGAUGGCCAUGCCUCGGGAGAAACGGAAUUACAGCCAGAGAAUGGAGGAGGAGAAGAGGCCCCCGUGCCCGUUCGGACCGUUUGGCCGAAGAAGCAGCUCGACAAUAGCAGACCCCAAAACCGCACUAUUCCGUUUAACCAGCUCGCUCGGAGUGACCAGCUGUUGGACAUUGCUACAAAUGGGGCCAAGGUGAACAGGAGGAAACUCGCCGAGGAAUUGAAAUGGCUUCCUGAUCCGCUGUCGUUGGCGCAUCGUGUUGGCCUGUUGUUGAAGGAUCAUGAAGUGGGGUUUGCUGCUGAGUUGAUUCGCGAAGCGCAGAAGAAUCAAAUGAAUUGUUUGGUGGCGUGGAAUCAUCUCUUGGAAUACUGUAUGGAGAAGGAUGCGCAGCGGGCUGCAUUCAGGUUUUACAAUGAUAUGAAAAAAAGAGGACUGAGACCUAAUAGAGCGACAUAUACGAUUAUGCUGCAUGGUUUGAGCAAAACCGGAAAGCCCAUGGGACUUGACCCUGUCAAGACCGCGGUAUCCAUUUACAGAUCCAUCUCCGCUCCGGGCUCCAAAGUCGAACCGAAUAUCAUCCACCACAAUGCUAUGCUCGUUCUAUGCAGCCGUCAUGGUAACAUGGACAUGUUGUGGCAGAUUGCUGGUGAACUUCCGGAAGAUGGGGCGACUUCUCCGGAUGCAACUACCUAUACUAUCAUUUUGGAUGCUAUCAGAGGCGCAAUCCAGAGAGAUGUGGAAAAAAUGGAGCCACAUGAAGUUGAUAGAGCCUAUGAAAGAAAGACCCAGGGUAUCCAGGAGGGUAAAAGGGUAUGGUUUGAUGUUGUUCAUCUGUGGAAGAAUGGACAGUUCACAAUUGACAACCAUCUUGUUGGUGCAAUGUGCAAGCUUCUCAUGGAGCGUGGAAGCGAGAUGGACUACUAUGAGGUGUUUGCCUUGUUUAACCAAACCGCCGGCAUACCGAUUCUGGCUAGGAAGCCCUUGACGGACACAUAUAACAAGCAGGGUCGCUUCCAAGAAAACCAAGAAGAGGUGGAAGACGUGCCAUUUGUGGACGAGGGUGACCGAUUGCUCAGACGGCCGGACGAGGAGGCUGAGGUGCCCAAAGAAGAGGAAGCAGAAGAAAACUUUGAUAACCUUUUCGACCCAAUCACUACGGAAGACGCCCCUCUGAAACGGAAGAGCUUCGCACCUGAAGCCGAUGGAAUAAAAAGUCAUGACCUCUUUGGGGCGAUGUGGAUUCCGGUUGGUAACACGGACCUCACAAUGAUCUUGAACGCCUGCGUUGAUAUGAAUCAAGGGCUAGGGUCUGGAAAAGCCUACUGGCAAAAUAUCACCCAAGAGGAUCACGGAUACAAAGUAGAACCGGAUCAUAUCUCUGCUAACACCUAUCUGCGACUUCUACGAAGGGGCCGUUCCAGUCGCAUUGCACUUGAACUGGUGCGUGACCAGUUGUUGCCUAUCGGACAAGUGACGGGAAAGACCAUCCACAUUGCUUUAAGCUGCUGUCGCCGUGACCGCAAGAACAUCAAUGUUUUCAAGAUCUCCAAUGAGCUCCUUGCACUCAUGGACACUGCUCUUGCUCUUCCCGACCCACGGGCAUUAGAAGGCUACCUUUCAAUGAUUCAAAUCCUGGAGGAAAACCCCCAGUCCCUGAUAUCGCUGAACGGCCUCGAAGUGGAAGGACGCCGAUCGAACAAUCUAGCAAUCUUGGGCCAGAAAUUGCAAGUCACCUUGCAGACCACUGCCAUUGGUCUAUUGCGCCCUCAUAUUGCCAAACUUCACGAGGCCAUCACCAAAAGUACAGCGAUGCCCGGCGCAAGCAGAGGCCGGUUGCCAAAGGCUACCCAAGCACAUGCCGUCCAGGGUAAUCUUGCCUUGAAGGUUAUGGUCCGCACAAGAGGCCUGAUAGACGCGAUAUUGAAGCCGGAGAAUGCUUCUUUUAUCUCCAAGACCGACCGCAAGCAGUAUGAGAAGGAGUCUCAGCAACUGAGGGUUUACUCGAACAAAGAGUCGUUCAGACAUCUCCAAGACAAGAUGUCAAGGUUGAUUCCCACCCCGGAGCAAAUCCUCGAAUUCCAUGAAAAGAAUCCGCUAGAAAUGGAGGCGCCAGAAGAAAAGAAACCGGAAGAUGAAAAGGAAUAA